Asparagus officinalis (garden asparagus) is the source of this 633-nucleotide messenger RNA. RefSeq lists its product as uncharacterized. The coding region runs from base 1 to 633 and encodes 210 amino acids. The record is from RefSeq and is a predicted model, not a curated record. NCBI's taxonomy places the organism in Eukaryota, Viridiplantae, Streptophyta, Magnoliopsida, Asparagales, Asparagaceae. The transcript has a single exon.
AUGGAGAAGCUUUCAUUACAAGAUGCAAUCGCAUCCAUCAAGGCGUUUGACCAAAAGCUUGAGAAGAGGAAUGAAGCUUCUACCAUGGAGAGAGCCUUCCAAUGCUUCAACAUGAGCUCAAAUCAACAACAGAGCCAGAAGCAAAAGAAGAAGAAGAAAGGAGGCAAGCCCAAUUUUGCUCCAAAGCCUCAACAACAACAACAAAGUGGCAACUCCCAACAAUGUAGCAAAUCCACAUGUAGAACUUGCGGCAAGUCUCAUCAAGGGAAGUGUUGGUUCGAGGGGAAGCCUAAGUGCACCAACCGCUCCAGAUUUGGGCAUACCAAAGAGCAGUGCAGGACUCAAGGAAAUCAAAAUCAAAACUAUCGGCAAGUCUUUGCAAACCAAGAAGAGGACGACGAAGGUAAUAUUUUCUUUGCUUGUCAUGGAGGAAAAGAUAGUGAUGAUAGUCUUUGGUAUAUUGACAGUGGCAGUAGUAACCACAUGACCGCGAACCGGUCACUGUUGAUAGACUUAGACACAUCCUAUCUUGGUAGUGUUAAGAUGGGAAAUGGGAAUAUUAUAAAAUUUGAAGGAAAGGGUAUCUUGGCUUUAAAUACAAAGAAAGAAAAAAAAGAUACAUCAAUGAUGUAA